Loa loa (African eye worm) is the source of this 123-nucleotide messenger RNA. RefSeq lists its product as hypothetical. The transcript has a single exon. The annotation marks the transcript as partial. NCBI's taxonomy places the organism in Eukaryota, Metazoa, Nematoda, Chromadorea, Rhabditida, Onchocercidae. The record is from RefSeq and is a predicted model, not a curated record.
GAAGAACAAACGGGUCAGGAUGACGCAAGAUCACUGAACUUGCCAAUUCAAGAAGGGAGUAAGGAACAAACAGGAAUAGAAAGGAAAGGAAAUGUCAAGAACAGAUACGACUCGCACAGGUGA